Salvia splendens (bonfire salvia) is the source of this 941-nucleotide messenger RNA. RefSeq lists its product as uncharacterized. The record is from RefSeq and is a predicted model, not a curated record. Bases 56 to 478 code for a protein of 140 amino acids. NCBI's taxonomy places the organism in Eukaryota, Viridiplantae, Streptophyta, Magnoliopsida, Lamiales, Lamiaceae. The transcript is spliced from 4 exons.
CAUUUAUAAACAAUCUCUCUUCUUCCUCUAUAUCUUCGAAAAUUGCAGUCAGAGCAUGGAAAGGGAGAGCCGAGAAGAAGCAGACGAAAGGAGAGAAGCAGCUAUAGCCUCAGCGGCGUGUUUACGCCCCAAUUUCAAGCCCAAAUCUGGAAUUACUGAAUCGCAGCUCUCCAAAUUUCAGGAAUUGCGCAGGAGACGUUUACAAAUCAAAGCCAAAUCUAAAAUACUGAAGCAAGACAAAGGAGCUAAAGGGAAAGGGAAAACCCACAAGAAGCCCGCUGAAAGUCAGGAAAGCUCUGAUCAAGAAGCAAGUAAACCUACUAUGAAUGGCACUGCUGAUUUGAAACCAGAAAACAGAGUGGUGAAUGUAUCGUCUGAAGUAGACAAUGUAGCAAGAAACGCAGCUGUGAAAACCCGCCAGAAGUUGUUUUGGGGGCUUGACACGAAAGAGAGGUGGGAGAGGAAGUCCAACAUGUGAAAUUGCCCCCACAAGUUUUUAUGUGAAUCAUGUUACUUCCGGUAUGUGCUGGAGUUUGAAGGAGAGGGGAUGAAGCAGAGAUUGUGUCGAUUAUACAAGGUUAUCUUCCUCAGCUCCAAAGACGAUUAUGUGAUUUACUUCUUUUGUGUUUGUGGUGUUUUAUCAACGGCUAGCCAGUCUCCAACUAAUGGUAAAGGGAGAUCAAGCCUUACAAAGUGAAUCGCAUAUGUUUGGUAAGAUGCAUACCUUUUGGCAUUGUGAGUAUGAUCUUUAUGGUCCACAUUUUCACUCAAGAAAUCUGAGAAUAAAGUUCUGCAAUAUGUUAUUUUUAUGGUCCACAUUUUGGAUGCUUACAAUUGUCAACCGAACAAUUUUACUCAUGUGAUGCUAGUUCGUGUAUAUAUAAUGAACACGGAAUAAAUUAGAUUUACAUGUUCGUGUAUCCAUUUUUUGAUAUGAUAAA